Molecule: messenger RNA, 2335 nt
Organism: Daphnia carinata
Lineage: Eukaryota; Metazoa; Arthropoda; Branchiopoda; Diplostraca; Daphniidae
Exons: 7
Coding region: 332-2320 (662 amino acids)
Source: RefSeq, a predicted model, not a curated record
CGGUGCAAGUGUUUUCUAGCAGCUCCCCUCAAGUCUCAUCUGAUUUUUACGCUCCUCGUCCUUUGCAUUUACCUUCGUUUUUUAAAUUAUAAGUUCUUCAAUUUCGGUUUGUUCAUUUCUGCCUAUCUCCUUCGUACGGAGUACGAUUCUACACGUCAUCAAACCAAUCGGAUCGCCUUCAGCUCGUCAUUUGUUUUUAUUCAAAAGGAUCGCCAUUUGCUAGCAAAAACAAUCUACCGCAUCUCUCACGUUGCUGCGUGCGUUGGGCAGCGGAUUCCAAAAAAAGGGACGUCGAACGGAGCCUUCACUACCUUCUAGAUACUCGGGAAUAAUGAAAAGUCGGGGGUCGACAACCAUGCCAGCUCUGAUGGCUCUGCUCUUCGCCGUCCUUCAGGUGAGCGUGGGCCAGAAUGCGCUCGGUCAGGAGCCGUGGCAACAGGAACGGCCUCAAAAUCUGCCGCAAAUUCAGAAUUUGGAGGUGAUGUGCGCCAAGGAUCACAUGGAAGUCCAGCUGUCUUUCGACAAGCCCUUCACCGGUUUGGUCUUCUCCAAGGGCCAGUUCGGCCAGGACAACUGCAUCUACGUCCAGCCGAAAUCCGGCCGCAACAAUUUCCGCUUCUCCAUCAUCUACAACGGCUGCGGAACCAAGCCGGACGCCAAGGGCAAAUUCUACGAGAACACGGUCGUCGUCCAGUACGACGAGGAGCUGAUCGAAGUCUGGGACGAGGCUAAACGUCUCCGCUGCGAGUGGUACAACGACUACGAAAAGACGGCCACCAAACCGCCUAUGGUCAUCGCCGAUCUCGAAGUGGUUGAACUCAACUUCAGAGGUGAUAACGUCGACUGUUGGAUGGAGAUUCAAAACGGGAAAGGACCUUGGGCCAGCCCAAUCAGUGGCAUCGUCCCGCUCGGUUCCACUCUGACAAUGGUCGUGGCCAUCAACGAUCUAGCGGGUGAGUUCGACAUGCGCGUCAAGUCAUGCGAAGCCUCCGACGGAGUCAACAGGCCCAUCCAGCUGUCGGACGAGCACGGAUGCGUUCUCCGGCCGAAAAUGGUCUCGAAAUUCUUAAAGUUGCGCAGCAACGACGGCCGCUCGACCGUGAUGAGCUACGCCUUCUUCCACGCUUUCAAGUUCCCCGACUCGCUCCAAGUUUACAUCCGAUGCAAAGUGGAGAUCUGCCGUCACGGAUGCCCCGAACACUGCGACAAGACACUCAGCCGCGUGGUCGAUCAGCAAUUGGCCUACACCAGCGAGACGAAGGCGUCGUACAGUCCGGCCGGAACAGCUCCCAUUGCAGCAUUCUCUCCUAUUCCGGCGCAGCAGAAAUCGGCGUACGAACUGCCUCCUCAACCUGUGCCCGUCCGCAAUUCGUUGCCGCCCGUGCUGCCACCUCAAGGGCAACAGUAUUUAGCUCAAAGACGGACGCCUCUUCCGGCCGCUCCGGUUAAAGAACCAGAGGUGGAACAGCCCAGCAGCAAACGUCCGUUCUUUGGCCUGCUCGGACGCAACAAGCAGAGCAGUCCGGAGCGUUCGUCUCGUCCUGGACUCUUCCAGAAGAAGAAGGACAACUUCAGUCCAGUCGCCGCCGCUCAGGUGGCCCCUCCACCUCAAGCGCAGGCUCAGGUUGUCGACGUUCCCAUUCCAAUCCCGGGCAGCCGGACACAGGACGAAGGGCUGAUGGUCUCUCUCCCGUCUUCCAUUCCUAUCGAUCGUCCCGAGGCUAAAGAAAACAAAAAAACAGAGGACAAUAAAUAUUCAGAACGCGGACCGGGCAAAUUCCCGCACGGACCUCGCAGUCUCAAUUUCGAUAAGCUCGAUAUCGCUCACAUCCAUGACCUGAGCCAAUACGAAGUCCGCGACAGGAAGGAAGGUCUCAAGAGCCGGCCGAAGCGUUCAUACGCCAUUCACGAACGUCACGUGCGUAGUGCGGAUGUCGGCGUUAAAGUCGGCUACGAAGUGAUCUCCGCCGUCGAUUUGGCCUUCUCUCUGAACAGCAACGCCACUGGAGAGAACGACGUUCCAGGCGUCACCAUCUUCCAGGGCAAGAUCCGCGAAGAAGUCGUCUACGGCAUUUGCUUGCCGGCUCCAGGCUUCUCUGCCUUGUUCGUCCUGCUGGCCAUGUGCGUCGUCAUCUCUGUUUUGGUCGCCUCUUUCCUCUGCUACCACAGGCAGUUGCAAAAAGCCGAUCACGACGGCCCGUCUCAUCCGCACAUGAGCGUCGUCGGAAGCGUCGUCGCACCUUCCAUGCCGUUCCGUGACUGGAGCACGGUCCACUUUAUCCGGAAUCCCAGUAAAUCUGUUUUAGAGACCCAAUCUUAAAGUGAGAAACGAAAC